UUCUCCUCCGCCUAGCUCUCGCUUCCACCCGGUCCCAGUUGGCGCCGGACGCAGUAGUGGAGGCUUAUAAACAUGGAGACAGAGGACGCUGGGACUGGAGAGCCGUCUUCUCGGCUGGGGGCUCCGGCGUCCACUAAUGACCGGCUUUUCCUGGUUAAAGGUGGAAUUUUCCUUGGUACUGUUGCUGCAGCGGGAAUGCUGGCUGGAUUUGUUACAACACUAUCAUUGGCUAAAAAGAAAAGUCCUGAAUGGUUCAAUAAGGGAAGUGUGGCCACGGCUGCCUUACCGGAGAGCGGGUCUUCCCUUGCCUUGCGAGCUCUGGGGUGGGGCUCACUUUAUGCCUGGUGUGGAGUUGGUGUGAUCAGCUUCGCAGUCUGGAAGGCUUUAGGAGUUCACAGUAUAAAAGACUUUCGAAGUAAAAUGCAAUCAAUAUUUCCAGCAAUUCCCAAGAACUCUGAAUCGGCUGUUGAAUGGGAGGAAGCAUUGAAAUCCAAAUGAGAUGAGCAUGGUGGGUGAAGUCCAGAACAAUUGUUAUGGGAAAAGCUGGCUCUGGAG
Molecule: messenger RNA, 555 nt
Organism: Lipotes vexillifer (Yangtze River dolphin)
Lineage: Eukaryota; Metazoa; Chordata; Mammalia; Artiodactyla; Lipotidae
Gene: TMEM242
Product: transmembrane protein 242
Exons: 4
Coding region: 73-498 (141 amino acids)
Source: RefSeq, a predicted model, not a curated record